CCCCCCCCCCCCCCCCCAACCCCCAACUCUCUUCAGCCAUGGCCAAUAACUUCUAGCAAAAAAAAUAAAAUUAAACCCUACCAAUUUUAAGAAAAAACAAAGCAAUACUAAACAUGUUGCUAGGAAAGAGGCCAAGGCCACCAGUUAUCAAGAGAACAACAAGCUUGAAGGAAUUCACCUUAGAUCCUGCUACUGCUAUACCUCUUAAUUAUGAACAACAACCGUUUGAUCCUCAUAACCCCCUUGGCCCAAAUAAUAUUCCACGAUCCAACGGUCAAGAUCAACGCUCAUUAUUGACUCGCAGAAAAUCAGCUGAUUUUGUUGAAACUGCUCAUUUCCUUAGAGCUUGCUCCCUCUGUGAACGCCAGUUAAUCCCUGGUCAUGACAUCUACAUGUACAGAGGAGAUAGUGCUUUUUGCAGCCUAGACUGUAGAGAAAAGCAGAUGAAUCAAGAUGAAAGAAAAGAGAAGGGUUCCUUUGCUGCAGCUAGGAAAACAAUUACUCCACCACAAGCCAAAUUACCUUAACCGCAGUGUGAAUUAUUGUUACCUAUAUAUACUUCCGUUGUUGAAAUUAGACAACGAACAAAUAUUCCAGAUGAUGUUCAAGAACCCACUCUUAUACAUAUACUAUCAGACUAUAUAUGUAUAUAGAUGUGGGUCUAUAAUAUAAGAUGAUGAAUGUGUAAAUAUUUUUCUAUCAAAAAUUCAUGAGCUGGUGGCAAGUUUUGCAAGCUUUUCAUUUUAAUGAAGGAUUGAUCAUCCAGUUUUACUUUGUGCGAAA
Messenger RNA from Lycium barbarum (goji berry), 783 nucleotides. RefSeq names its product FCS-Like Zinc finger 6-like. The transcript has 2 exons. The coding region runs from base 114 to 527 and encodes 137 amino acids. NCBI's taxonomy places the organism in Eukaryota, Viridiplantae, Streptophyta, Magnoliopsida, Solanales, Solanaceae. The record is from RefSeq and is a predicted model, not a curated record.